This is a messenger RNA of Ustilago hordei, 516 nucleotides long. RefSeq lists its product as uncharacterized. The transcript has a single exon. The record is from RefSeq and is a predicted model, not a curated record. Lineage: Eukaryota; Fungi; Basidiomycota; Ustilaginomycetes; Ustilaginales; Ustilaginaceae. The coding region runs from base 1 to 516 and encodes 171 amino acids.
AUGGUACAAGGUCGUUUUCGUAGAUUAAUCAACAACAAGACCUAUGGUACCCCGAAUGUUCCGAAAGGCGGCCAAUUUGUCGUCAAUAGUGACAAGAACCAGAUCAUCACACCCCUCUCCAUCGUGAUCGAGUGUGUUGGUAUGCUCUACUAUGCGAUGCACGAACUCGGUCCCUUCCGCAACCGUCUCGAUCUCGGAAGGCAAAUGAAAGCACACGUAAACUUCUUCAUCGCAAACAAAGACAGCGACACUACACAAAUCCUCGACCUCAUGAUCGAGGGUCCAAUAGACUUGGAAGAGGAGCGGGAUGUUGCAAUGUCCGUGAGGGGAAAUGCCAUGCAGGACUCAACAACAGACGAAGCUUCCGAUGUAGCGCAAAUGCUGACCACAACCAGCAAGCUCGGUGUCGCUCCCACUCCGACCGCAAGAGAGUUCACAUUUGAUCCGAUUGCUGCAGCAGGUUAUGGUCUCGUCAUCACUGGUCACUCCCACACCUCUAACCACCGCUUGACUUGA